Messenger RNA from Camellia sinensis, 1397 nucleotides. RefSeq names its product phosphatidylinositol N-acetylglucosaminyltransferase subunit P. NCBI's taxonomy places the organism in Eukaryota, Viridiplantae, Streptophyta, Magnoliopsida, Ericales, Theaceae. The record is from RefSeq and is a predicted model, not a curated record.
AUCCAAAACCAAAAAGGGCUAAAGCUCAUAUCCAUCACGAGCCCUAGAUCCAUUGGGUUUCGUUUUCCAAGAUCAAGUCCAUAUUGUCUUCAUCUGCCUCCUCCAAAUUCCAAUCCCUCUCAAAACCAAAAAUGUAAAAUGUAAAAAACCCUAACUCUAAAUUGGAGUUUCAGAGUCAGCCUAAUCGUAAAAUUGAUCUUUGAUUCGGAGAUCAUCGUUUCAAAUUGCACCUGUGCAGCCAUUGGGAUUUUGGGUUAUGGGACUAAUGAUGGACCUUUGAGUGUGGUGGAAGCAUGGAAUGCUUCUGAAAGAGGGAGCAAUGGAAGAUCCCCGUUCUGUCAAUAGUCCAAGAAGGGUCCUCAGUCUCUCAAGGAAAAGCAGGGGAACUCUGUCCUUUCCAGAGCCUGAUGACAACAAAGCUUCUGGGUUUGGUGUGUCUGGAGAUCAUGGUCCAAACCCUUCUGAAGUGUAUGGCUUUGUUGGCGCCAUCUCAACUGUUGUUGCUACUGUUAUUUUCUUGAUAUGGGCAUAUCUUCCUGAGCCUUGGUUACACUUCAUUGGGAUCUAUUAUUAUCCUAGCAGGCAUUGGGCUUUGGCAGUGCCAACUUACGCAAUGGUGACGAUAGUAUUAGCCAUUGGGUUCUACAUUGGCCUCAACUUCAUGGUGACCCCUCCUCCAACUUCCUUGAACACAAUCUUUGAUGAGUACAGUAGAGAACCUUUGAUCUUUGAGCCUUCAAUGGAAGGUGAUGAGCAGCCAAUCGAGCCCAUAUCUGAUAUUGGCAUCAACCUAAUCAAUGAUCUCAUGUUCAAUGAUCAGAAAUGACAGUCCACCCUUGGAUGAUGCCCAUGCUGCCCCAGUACCUUAUAUAUUCCUUAUAUGAAAUUAUCAUUAUGCUAUUGAAGAGUUAAUUUUGAUACAUUGAGACCUGUUCUAAGAGAGUGAAUAUACAUAAAGUGAUUUGUAUGCAAUUAACUUGGGCUAAUAUUUUCGUGGUGCAAUGUGAAUGAAGUACGCAAGCUGUGAGAAAUCUGAUAAGUAGUGACAUGGCAAGCAAUGGUGAGAUAGGUGAACAGUUACUGUGGGACCUUGGGUGAUCAAAGCCAAGUUCUUUUGAAGGCUCUGAUUGCAGCAGAAUUCCGAGUCAAAUGAGACCAGUGUAAGCUAUUGGCAGCAAUGCGCCCUUCAUUCAAACCUGCAUUAGUUUUCACGAUGUAAAGCGGCUUCUUUCUCUUCAUUGUAUUUUUUGUUUGUUACUCUUCUUGUUUGAGUUGUGGUGAUAUUGGCCUCUCUAUAUAUACCUUGUAAUUGAACUUUUCAAGUUUUGGGUUUUGCUGGUGUAAUAAUAGUUGAAUGUGAAUCUUAAAGUAAAAGCAUUUUUAGCGUCUUUCAUGUA